This is a messenger RNA of Spea bombifrons (plains spadefoot toad), 2674 nucleotides long. It is a transcript of the gene H6PD, whose product is annotated as hexose-6-phosphate dehydrogenase/glucose 1-dehydrogenase. Gene Ontology annotation, biological process: pentose-phosphate shunt; glucose metabolic process; pentose-phosphate shunt, oxidative branch. Lineage: Eukaryota; Metazoa; Chordata; Amphibia; Anura; Pelobatidae. Gene Ontology annotation, molecular function: NADP binding; 6-phosphogluconolactonase activity; glucose-6-phosphate dehydrogenase activity. Bases 218 to 2587 code for a protein of 789 amino acids. Gene Ontology annotation, cellular component: endoplasmic reticulum. The record is from RefSeq and is a predicted model, not a curated record. The transcript is spliced from 5 exons.
AUAGUCGGGUAAAUCAGAGUAUCUCACUGCGUUCCUGGUGUAGCGGGUCGAUGUGUAUACUGCGGUAUACUAUACCAAGGGCAGCAGUGAAUUGCUUGACGCGGCACACGAGGCCGGUCAGCAUAUCUCCUUACAGCUGACGCCUCCUGCAGCAAUGAAUUAUCUGAAAGGUGAAGCAGUAGUGCUCCCUCAGCAUUGCCCAUAACUGACCAUCAAAAUGUUGCAAAGAGCCCUCUGCUGCCUCUUCCUCUUUGGGACUGUCGCUGUUAUCAGUGCCGGAGGCAAAGGACAUAUAUCUGUUGUACUCUUGGGGGCUACAGGUGACCUGGCUAAGAAGUACCUAUGGCAGGGGAUUUUCCAUCUAUACAUAAAUGAAGUGUAUAAAGGGCACAGCUUCACUUUUUAUGGGGCUGCUUUGACUCCCCCGGAGAAAGGUGAGGAGCUACUGUUCAAUAUUCUGACGUCUCUUAGUUGCCCGGUUGAUUUGGAACCCGACAGAUGUGUCUUGCUGAAAGAUCAGUUUCUGAAGCUAAGCAGCUACAGACAACUGAAGACAGCAGAACAUUACACGGCUCUUCACCAAGAUAUCCAGCGGUCUCUAUCCGACGAAGGGAUACAUGAAGCAGGAAGAUUGUUCUACUUGUCCGUGCCACCUUUUGCGUAUGCCGACAUCGCCCAAAAUAUCAAUGGCAGCUGCCGGCCUCUUCCAGGAGCAUGGCUGCGAGUAGUGCUGGAGAAACCCUUUGGAAGGGACUACGGGUCUGCAAAGAAGUUGGCCGAUGAUCUUCAAACCGUUUUCCGUGAGGAGGAGAUCUACAGGGUUGACCAUUAUCUUGGAAAACAGACUGUCGAGCAAAUUCUUCCUUUCCGACUUCACAACCAAAAGCAUCUUGACCUGAUCUGGAAUCGGCACCAUGUGGAGAGAGUAGAGAUUGUUUUGAAGGAGACACUGGAUGCAAAAGGACGAAUCAGCUUCUACGAGGAAUAUGGCGUCAUUCGUGAUGUCCUUCAGAACCAUCUGACUGAAAUCCUUACUUCCGUUGCAAUGGAGGUGCCUCACAACCUCACCAACUCUGAUGAUAUUCUUAGGGCAAAGCUGGAUGUACUGGAAUCUUUGGACAGAAUGGACCAGAACAGGGCUGUAGUUGGUCAGUACCAGAACUACCUGUCACAGGUGAAGGAAGAAAUGGAAACCAAACCAAAUUAUUUCACCAGUACACCAACCUUUGCAGCUGUGUUGGUCUAUAUUAAUAAUAUGCGAUGGGAAGGGGUACCAUUCCUUUUAGUAUCUGGUAAAGCUCUGGAGGAGAGGAGCUCAUAUGUGCGAGUUGUAUUUAAAGACAAUGUAUUUUGUGUUCAAAAAGGAGAAAACCAAGAUCCCCUGAAGGACGCUUGUAAACCAAAGCAAAUUAUUUUCCAUAUCGGACAUGGAGAGCUUGGGUUUCCUGCUGUCCUAGUGAGUAAAGGUCUUUUCAAACCAAAACUAAUGCCCAGCAAAUGGCAAAAGGCUUCUGAACUUCCAUCCACCAGUGUGUUUGGACAACCGCUCUCUGAUUACUACGUAUACCGUCCUAUUCAAGACAGGGAUGCCUAUACCAUUCUUAUAUCCAACAUAUACUAUGGAAGAAAAGGCUCAUUCAUCACAACCAAAAAUCUGUUGGCUUCCUGGAAAUUCUGGACUCCCCUUCUAGAGAGUCUGGAACAGGAAUCGCCAAGAGUGUACCCAGAAGGCUCAGAGUACGGUCAGUUGCUCGAUUUUGCUAUAGAAGACGGUAGUCUGCACUUUGUUACAGAUGAACACCUGGAGAUCUUGGACGUGGCAGAGAAGAUUAACAAAUUUGGCUCCCCUCGAUCUACUUUCCUUGGCAAUCCUAUGGUAUCAGACUGGGCCGAGCAGCUUAUACAGAAGCUAUCGCAAGACAUACAAGCUGAGGCUAAAUUAGCCAUAAAACGUUCAGGCGCCUUUCACUUGGCUUUGUCAGGUGGUUCCAGCCCUUUAGCUUUGUUUCAGAGGUUGUCCAGACACCUCCAUGGUUUCCCAUGGAAGAACACCCACUUGUGGUUGGUUGAUGAGCGCUGUGUACCAUUCUCUGAUCCAGAAUCAAACUUUGGAAACCUUGAAAAGCAUCUUCUGCAGCAUGUAAGGUUGCCCUAUGUAAAUAUUCACCCAAUGCCAAUUCUUAGGAAUCAGCGUCUCUGUGCUGAAGAAGACAUGGGCAACCAAACGUAUGCUGAGGAUAUCUCCGCUCUUGUAGGGAAUACCAGCUUUGACUUUAUACUGCUAGGCUUGGGUAAUGAUGGCCAUACAGCUUCGAUAUUUCCUGGUAAUGAGGAAGGCAUUAAAGGAGACUCUCUUGUCUUGUUUACAGAAAGCCCUUCCAGACCUCACCAAAGGAUGAGUCUCAGUCUAGCGCUCAUCAAUAAAGCCCAUAAAGUUGCUGUCUUGGUACUGGGAAAAGGAAAGCAUGACAUUAUUACGCUAAUCAGCAGAGCAGAGAGCAACCCCAAAAAGUGGCCCAUUCAGGGGGUUAAGCCCACUUCUGGGCAGUUGGUCUGGUACGUAGAUUAUGAUGCUCUGUUAAAGUGAAGCGACUUUCCAUCCUUCUCACUGCGGUGCCUUUACUUCAGUCCCUCAUUUUUACAAAAAACAGUUGUUUAGUGAAUUAAAAAAUAC